UAAUGCUGUUUAUCAAGCGCACAAAAAAUACAAGAAAAAUAUCCUUUCCUGUCAUAGCUCUGCAAAAACUAUAGACUGUAUGACAAAAAAAUGUUGUCACAGGAGUUUAAAGCUUGCACUUCACUGAUUUAAAGCCAACUCAACAUGAAAACUAUUGAAGACACCACCUGGACUCCUCUCCUGCAGGGCUGCAGCACCACGUGUUUAUAUGAAGCUGUUAGUCUGCACAAAGGUGAGUCACACGACUGGAGCAGAAGCUGCAGAUUUCACUGAGUCAAAGUCUAAACUUGUGAGGAAGUGAUCCUCAUUCUCAGGAGAGAUGUCCCCUCAGGUCAGACUGAGGCUGCUUCCAAGCGCCAGAUGUCUGUUUGAUGAGCCCGUUCAGGUGAAGGUAGCCGGGCUCAGGUCCAGACAGGUGGUCACCAUGAGAGCCAGAUCAACUGACGAGAGAGGGAUGAUCUUCAGCUCCUCUGCGACCUACAGAGCUGAUGGAAACGGAGACAUCGACUUGAACAAAGACCCCUCCCUCAGUGGAACGUAUGUCGGGGUUGAACCCAUGGGUCUGCUGUGGUCCAUGAAGGCGGACUCUUUGCACAAAAGGUUUCAGAAGAACUUUUCAUUAAACCCACACGUGGUGAAGUUCUCUGUGCAUGAGGAGGAAGGGGGCAGAACGCUAGCAGAGGAGACGAGUGAGAGAGUUCUGAUUGGAGACGGGGUCAGCAGGGUACCUGUCAAAGAGGGGAAUAUACGAGGAGUCCUGUUUACUCCCCAAGGUCCUGGUCCUUUCCCUGGUGUGCUGGAUCUGUACACGUUUGGUGGAGGUUUGUCAGAAAAAAGAGCGUCUCUGCUAGCCAUCAAAGGAUAUGUGGUUCUGACUGUCGCGCUGUACGGCCAUGAUGACAUGCCGAAAGAAAUACAAGAAAUUAAUCUGGAUUAUUUUGAAGAAGCGAUUGAGUUUUUAAGAAAACAUGAGAAGGUGGGCGGUAAAGGAGUCGGUAUAAUGUCACUAUCUAAAAGUGGAGACCUUGCACUUUCAGCAGCGACCUACCUCUCAGGUGUUGAGGCCACCGUGUGGAUUAACGGACACUCUGCGAACACUAUUUUCCCUCUCUGCUACAAGAAGAGGCAGAUUCAUCCUGCCUUACUGUUUGACACGGGCCGGAUAACUCCCACUGAAUCAGGAGCCAGCAUCGGGAAGCACGCCAUGAAUAAUCCACAUCUGGAGGAGAACAAGGCGACACUGAUUCCUGUUGAGAAAGCAAAAGGACGUUUCCUGUUUCUAACGUCGGAGGACGACCAGAACUGGGACAGUAUGACAAGCAUGGACAUGUUGGUGGAGAGACUGAAGCAUCAUGGGAAGGAUAACUUUGAGAGUUUGAGUUAUCCAAGGGCGGGACAUUACCUGGAGCCGCCGUAUGGACCUUACUGCCCCUCCAGCUUUCACGGGCUCUGGGGUCAACGAAUCAAGUGGGGGGGUGAACCCAGGUCUCACGCUGCUGCAGAGGUCCACAUGUGGGAGAAGAUCCAGGAGUUCUUCAGAGCCAAUCUAAGCUGCAAUGACGAGAUAAAUAACAACGUAUCGGCCUCUAGUUAAUGACAAACACAGAAAUCAUGUCUAAUAUUUGAUUGAACAUUGAAUACUGUGGAGUCGACACAAGAGUUAGAGAUCUUACUAACCUACUAAAAAUGAAAAUAAAGAAUGAAUAUCUGAUCUUUAUUUAAAGCCUUAAUAAUUAAAUAACAUUUUUAAAUUUAAAAAGUUUUAUAGCGAUCAUUUGACUUGAAUUUUGUUGUGAGAUCUUAUUAAAUCCCUUGGAUUGUU
Messenger RNA from Notolabrus celidotus (New Zealand spotty), 1822 nucleotides. Its product is annotated as acyl-coenzyme A thioesterase 1-like. Gene Ontology annotation, molecular function: fatty acyl-CoA hydrolase activity. The record is from RefSeq and is a predicted model, not a curated record. Bases 320 to 1594 code for a protein of 424 amino acids. Gene Ontology annotation, biological process: acyl-CoA metabolic process; fatty acid metabolic process. NCBI's taxonomy places the organism in Eukaryota, Metazoa, Chordata, Actinopteri, Labriformes, Labridae. The transcript has 4 exons.